This is a messenger RNA of Pan troglodytes (chimpanzee), 2570 nucleotides long. RefSeq names its product megakaryocyte and platelet inhibitory receptor G6b (gene MPIG6B). The record is from RefSeq and is a predicted model, not a curated record. NCBI's taxonomy places the organism in Eukaryota, Metazoa, Chordata, Mammalia, Primates, Hominidae. Gene Ontology annotation, cellular component: plasma membrane. Gene Ontology annotation, biological process: platelet formation; blood coagulation; megakaryocyte development. The transcript is spliced from 6 exons. Bases 191 to 904 code for a protein of 237 amino acids.
ACCAUUUGAAGACUCCGAGUUUGCCUGCGAGGAUUCCCAAAGGGAUCUGGGCAGCUGGUGGUCCCGCCCCCUCUCUUAUCGGAGCCCCCCAGCCCCUCCGUUCUCCCCACCCCUAACUUCCCUCCGGUCCCCCCCCAACCCGCCCCACGCCGCUGAUUCGCUCGCAGCUUCUCCUCACCACAUCCUAACCAUGGCUGUGUUUCUGCAGCUGCUACCGCUGCUGCUCUCGAGGGCCCAAGGGAACCCUGGGGCUUCUCUGGACGGCCGCCCUGGGGACCGGGUGAAUCUCUCCUGCGUAGGAGUCUCUCAUCCCAUCCGCUGGGUCUGGGCGCCCAGCUUCCCGGCCUGCAAGGGCCUGUCCAAAGGACGCCGACCGAUCCUGUGGGCCUCUUCGAGCGGGACCCCCACCGUGCCUCCCCUCCAGCCUUUCUUCGGCCGCCUACGCUCCCUGGACUCUGGUAUCCGGCGGCUGGAGCUCCUCUUGAGCGCGGGGGACUCGGGCACUUUUUUCUGCAAGGGCCGCCACGAGGACGAGAGCCGUACAGUGCUUCACGUGCUGGGGGACAGGACCUAUUGCAAGGCCCCCGGGCCUACCCAUGGGUCCGUGUAUCCCCAGCUCCUGAUCCCGCUGCUGGGCGCUGGGUUGGUGCUCGGACUGGGAGCUUUGGGCCUGGUCUGGUGGCUGCACAGGCGCCUGCCCCCGCAACCGAUUCGACCACUCCCUAGAUUUGCUCUGUCCCCCCCACAUAGCUCCACUUGUGAAAACCGAGCCCCAGAGGCCAGUAAAGGAGGAAGAGCCCAAGAUUCCAGGGGACCUGGACCAGGAACCGAGCCUGCUCUAUGCGGAUCUGGACCAUCUAGCCCUCAGCAGGCCCCGCCGGCUGUCCACAGCGGACCCUGCUGAUGCCUCCACCAUCUAUGCAGUUGUAGUUUGAAGGGAAGCCCUUACUCCAAACCUCCCAAGCUAGGGGAUCCCAGCUCCCCAUAAUCCCUCUCCCCUCCUUGGUCCCUCACCUGGAAGAGGAAGGCACCAUGGUAUAGAAAUAAGUGCUAGACUGGGAGUUGGGAGACCUGGGUUCCAGGCUGUCUGCCACUGAUCUUACUUCUAAACUUACUCCCGUCUCUCCUAUAACCUCCAUGUCUCCCUCACCACCAGUGUCCUCUCUAUACCCAAUCAAGCCCUAGCUCCUUUUUUUUUUUUUGAGACGGAGUCUCGCUCUGUUGCCCAGGCUGGAGUGCAGUGGCACCAUCUCCCUCACUGCAAGCUCCGCCUGCCGGGUUCACACCAUUCUCCUGCCUCAGGCUCCUGAGUAGCUGGGACUACAGGCGCCCGCCACCACGCCCAGCUAAUUUUUUGUAUUUUUAGUAGAGACGGGGUUUCACUGUGUUAGCCAGGAUGGUCUUGAUCUGCUAACCUUGUGAUCCACCCGCCUCGGCCUCCCAAAGUGCUAGGAUUACAGGCGUGAGCCACCACGCCCGGCCUGAUUCUUUAAGCUGUUUUUCUUUGUUGCUGGUGUUUUCUUUUUGGACUCCUCUUCCUUGCUCCAUAUCCCUACAGUAUUUCCCACCAUUCUAGGGUUGUCCCUUUCUCUUCUUCUGGGACACUCUCAUCUACAGUCAGUCCUCAGCCCCCUCCUCUGCAAAUGACACUCAGAACUCUCUCUGGCUCAGAUCUCAGAUUUGGGAUUAACAAACUUCCACUUAGACAUUCUGCCUGACUGACCUCAGGCAUUUCGCAGUCCGAAUGUCAAACCCAACUCAUUGUCAUCUCUGAAGCUGCUCACUUAAUUCUCCUCUGUAUUCUCUUUAACAACCCAGUUGCCCAACCCAGAAACUGGGAGUCACGCAGACCUCCUUUCUCUCUUACUCCCACACAAUGAGCCAUGAAGUCCAGUCUUUCUAUCUUAACAUCACUGUCAAACCCACACUGUAUUCCAUGCCCAGCGCUGCCACGUGAAUGUACUCUGCUCACUUCCUUCCUGGAUUACCCAUAGCCCCACCUCAUCCUCCUACCCUUGCUUUCCUCCCUGAAGUCAGAGAGAUCCUACUCAAGAGAUAACUGCUCCUGACAGCCCUUAUUACAGAACUGAAGUACUCUCCUUAGCUUCAGCUCUGUGCCCACAUGCCUUGGCUUUGGAUACAAGGUACUACAGCACUUUGUCCACUCUCCAGGCUUACCUGUGUCAUUCCAUGUGCACAUCUUAGAAAAUGCCAGCCUUAGAGAAUUCUCCCUAGCCCCAAAAUAUCUUUGCCCAGUGCAAUUCCUUCUUCCUGUAUUGCCCCUUUCCCUCCUUCACACUAUCUGCCUGGCUAAUUCUUAUUUAUCCUUAGUUCAAGUAUGGCCUUUUCUGGGAAGGUGACCCUCCUUGGCCACCCCUUGCAUAUACUUUGAUGCCCUAGGGCACACCCCCUUUAUUUCCCUCAUAGAAACAGCCUUCUGUAAAUUGUUCCAUGACAACCUGUAUUUCAAUUUGUAAGAAAUUUGCAUGUACUGUGAGCUCCCCAACGUCAGGAGACUGACCCUUUUGAUAUCAUUGCUAAGCCUCAUUAAAUGAAUGAAUGAAAAUGAA